CCACAGACAGCUCCCCACCUAUCUUCCGCCUAUCAUUCCGAGCAUCGCAGUGCGGAAGACGCUACCGCGGCCGGCAAGCGCAGCAAGACCUUUGGCGAUUCUCGUCGAGACUCUCACCACCGAGGUUAUAGAAACUACUACCAGUGCCGCCGCCAUGAGGCUCUCUUCUUCAGCUCCCGCUGCCCUUCGCUCUGCGACCAACCCCACACGUCUCUCCAGCCGCAGCUUUGCAACUCGUGCCCUUACGAGCCAGACUUGUGCGAAAUCGGCUCUGUUCUCGACGGCGCGACGAACCACCACAGCCUCUCCCACAGUACCCGCAGCGCUUCUCUCCACGAACCGCUUUGCACAGCAGCUCAGGAUGGCGUCCACAGGCAUCAAGAAGAUCAAGGUGGUGAACCCGGUGGUCGAGCUCGAUGGUGACGAGAUGACUCGCAUCAUCUGGCAGACCAUCAAGGACAAGUUCAUCCACCCCUACCUCGACAUUGACCUCAAGUACUACGAUCUUGGCCUCGAGUACCGCGACCAGACCGACGACAAGGUCACCCUCGAUGCCGCCGAGGCUAUCAAGAAGUACUCGGUCGGUGUCAAGUGCGCGACCAUCACCCCCGAUGAGCAGCGUGUCGAGGAGUUCAAGCUCAAGAAGAUGUGGCUUUCGCCCAAUGGCACCAUCCGCAACCACCUCGGAGGAACCGUCUUCCGCGCGCCCAUUGUCAUCCCCCGCGUGCCCCGCCUGGUACCCAGCUGGAAGCAGCCCAUCAUCAUCGGCCGUCACGCGUUCGGUGACCAGUACCGCGCCAAGGACCGCGUCAUUGAGGGCGAGGGCACUCUUGAGAUGGUCUUCACUCCCAAGGGCGGCAAGCCCGAGACCAUCAAGGUCUACGACUUCCCCUCCGGCGGCGGUGUCGCCCAGACUCAGUACAACACCACCGAGUCCAUCUCCGGCUUCGCACACGCCUCCAUGAAGCUGGCGCUCGACAAGAAGCUGCCCUUGUACAUGAGCACCAAGAACACCAUCCUCAAGGCCUACGACGGCAAGUUCAAGGACACCUUCCAGGAGAUCUACGACGGCCAGUACAAGAAGGACUUCGAGGCCGCCGGUAUCUGGUACGAGCACCGUCUGAUUGACGACAUGGUUGCCCAGAUGAUCAAGAGCGAGGGUGGCUACAUCAUUGCCAUGAAGAACUACGAUGGUGACGUCCAGUCCGACAUUGUCGCCCAGGGUUUCGGCUCUCUUGGUCUCAUGACCUCCGUCCUCAUCACCCCCGACGGCAAGACCUUCGAGGCCGAGGCCGCCCACGGCACUGUCACUCGCCACUACCGCGAGCACCAGAAGGGCAACGAGACAUCCACCAACCCCAUUGCCUCGAUCUAUGCCUGGACACAGGGUCUUACCAAGCGUGGUGAGCUCGACAACACACCUGAGCUUGUCGUCUUCGCCGAGCAGCUCGAGAAGGCCUGCGUUGACACCGUUGACAUCGAUGGUAUCAUGACCAAGGAUCUUGCGCUUGCAUGCGGCAAGAAGGACAGGGGCAGCUGGGUCACAACGAACGAGUACCUUGAUGCCGUCGAGAGGAGGCUCAAGACUAGCUUGAAGGAGAAGUUGUAGUUGCAAGUAAAAAGGAAGCGAUGAGCAUGUUGAGCGAUAUUUUGAACUAGCUGGUAGAUAUCGGCAUUGUGAAUGGAGUUCUGGCUUACUCUACCCAGGGAA
This is a messenger RNA of Boeremia exigua, 1711 nucleotides long. RefSeq names its product isocitrate dehydrogenase-like protein. NCBI's taxonomy places the organism in Eukaryota, Fungi, Ascomycota, Dothideomycetes, Pleosporales, Didymellaceae. Gene Ontology annotation, cellular component: mitochondrion. Bases 155 to 1609 code for a protein of 484 amino acids. The transcript has 3 exons. The record is from RefSeq and is a predicted model, not a curated record. Gene Ontology annotation, biological process: isocitrate metabolic process. Gene Ontology annotation, molecular function: NAD binding; isocitrate dehydrogenase (NADP+) activity; magnesium ion binding.